CUGACCUGCUGCGUGCAAACCCAGCACGGAUCAAGCACUUUGCGCCAGGCUCAAUUCCUUGCGAUUGCCUGCCACCGUCGCCCAGCACAACUUGCCCGACAUGGCACCUUCAAAGUCCACGCUGAAGCGCAAGGCUUCAACCGCCCAGGAAGACCCUGCGGUCCUUUCUGACGACGAGUUUGGCGGAGUCGCUCUGGAAGGCGUUCUUGAUGGAGAAUCCGACGACGAGGACUUCACAGACAACGACGACGACGACCAGAACGAUAGCGACGUCUCGGGCUCCGAGGACUACGACGAGGAUGAGGAGGACGAUCUAGCCAGCGACGAUGUCCCCUCGGAUGGCGAGAGCGCUGAGCGCAAAGUGGCCACCAACGGUGCCUUCGACGACGAGGAGCUGGGACCCAACUACACGGUCGAGACCGACGCCAAUGGCGGCACGAGAUAUGUCUACAAGGAGAUCGACCCCGUCUACGACUCGGACGACUCGGACGCCAAUGAAGGCGCCAACACAAUCGGCAACAUCCCUCUCUCCUUCUACGACUCGUACCCUCACAUUGGCUACACGAUUGACGGCAAGAAGAUCAUGCGCCCUGCCGCCGGCGAUGCGCUCGACAACCUGCUGGACAGCAUAGAAGUGCCCAAGGGAUGGACCGGCCUGACGGACCCUCAGACAGGCAAGCCGCUGAACCUGAGCCAGGACGAGCUCGAGCUCCUGCGCAAGCUGCAGAUGGGCGAGAUCCCGGCCGAGGGAUACGACCCUUACCCAGACACGGUCGAGUGGUUCACAUCACAGAUUGAGGAAAUGCCCCUGAGCGCGGCACCCGAGCCCAAGAGGAGAUUCCUUCCCAGCAAGCACGAGCAGAAGCGGGUCAUGAAGCUCGUCAAGGCGAUCAAGGAGGGGCGCAUUCAGCCAUACAAGGAGCCGAAGAAGGAAGACGAGGAGGAGGAAGAGGUGGAUGAUGAUCUUCAAGCAUAUGAUCUCUGGGCCGACGAGCAGCCUCAAGCACCGCACAUCAUGAAUAUCCCGGCGCCCAAGCUCGCGCCGCCAGGCUACGACUUGAGCUACAACCCGCCACCCGAGUACCUACCCGACGAGGAAGAGCGCAAGAAGUGGGAGGAGAUGGAUCCCGAAGAGCGUGACAAGGAGUACCUGCCUCAAAAGUACGACUCGUUGCGAAAGACGCCGGCAUACGAUUCUUUCGUCAAGGAGAGAUUCGAGCGGUGCUUGGAUCUCUACCUGGCCCCCAGAGUGCGCAAGAACAGAUUAAACAUUGAUCCGACGUCUCUACUGCCCAAACUGCCGAGACCUGAAGAGCUCCGCCCCUUCCCAACAGUAGCUGCCGUAGAGUAUGUCGGCCACGAAGGACGAGUGCGGUCAGUAGCGGUUGACCCCACAGGCGAGUGGCUGGCCAGCGGCGGCGACGACGGCACCGUGCGCGUCUGGGGCCUCCGGGACGGCAAGCAGCAGUGGUCCGUCAAGCUGAGCAGCGACGAGCCCGUGGAGACGGUGCGCUGGCGGCCGGGACAGGACGCAUCCAUCCUUGCGGCCGUCGUGGCCGAGGACAUCUUCCUGAUGAUCCCCGCGUACGGCAACCCUGAGCUCGAGCAGGCAAGCCGGGACAUUCUGGACGCCGGCUUCGGCUACGCGACCAACGCGAAACAACUCACCACGGCCACGGGGGCCCGCAAGGACCCUCCCGCGAAAUGGAUCCGGCCCGGCGCCCGCCUCGAGGACGAGGGCGUGCUGCUCAAGGCGACGGUGCGCGCGCCGAUCCGCACGCUCCAGUGGCACCGCCGGGGCGACUACUUCUGCACCGUCUCGCCGACGGGCCAGCGGAGCUCGGUAGCCAUCCACACGCUCAGCAAGCACCUCACCCAGAUUCCCUUCCGCAAGCUCCCUGGGCUGGCGCAGACGGCCCAGUUCCACCCUUCGCGGCCCCUGUUCUUCGUCGCGACCCAGCGCAUGGUCCGCUGCUACGACCUGCAGCGCCAGGAGCUCGUCAAGGUGGUCCAGCCGGGCGCCCGGUGGAUCUCGAGCUUCGACAUCCACCCGGGCGGCGACAACCUCGUCGUGGGCUCCUACGACCGCCGCCUCCUGUGGCACGAGCUCGAGCUGUCGACCCGCCCCUUCAAGACGAUGCGGUUCCACACCGAGGCCAUCCGCGCCGUCAAGUUCCACCGCCACUUCCCCCUCUUCGCAGACGCCAGCGACGACGGCUCCCUCCAGAUCUUCCACGCAAAGGUCGUCAACGACGUCAUGGAGGACCCCGUCAUCGUGCCCGUCAAGAUGCUCAAGGGCCACAAGGUCGUCAAGAAGCUCGGCAUCCUCGACGUCGACUGGCACCCGCAGCACCCGUGGUGUGUCAGCGCCGGUGCGGACGGCACGUGCAGGCUGUGGCAGUAAGAGGACGGUACUAAGAAAGGUGUUUGAGGAGGAUGGAAAAGGGGAAUGGUGGGGGAAAACUCUGCAGGUGUUCCGGUCAGGAGUAUCUUGCAUGAGGGCGCGUGUAUAUCAACAAAGAAGGAAACAUGCACAAGCGAGAAGAAGAAGGGAG
This is a messenger RNA of Microdochium trichocladiopsis, 2555 nucleotides long. Its product is annotated as eukaryotic ribosome biogenesis protein. The coding region runs from base 101 to 2404 and encodes 767 amino acids. The record is from RefSeq and is a predicted model, not a curated record. The transcript is spliced from 3 exons. NCBI's taxonomy places the organism in Eukaryota, Fungi, Ascomycota, Sordariomycetes, Xylariales, Microdochiaceae. Gene Ontology annotation, cellular component: PeBoW complex; preribosome, large subunit precursor. Gene Ontology annotation, molecular function: ribonucleoprotein complex binding; protein binding. Gene Ontology annotation, biological process: maturation of LSU-rRNA from tricistronic rRNA transcript (SSU-rRNA, 5.8S rRNA, LSU-rRNA); ribosome biogenesis.